This is a messenger RNA of Chroicocephalus ridibundus (black-headed gull), 633 nucleotides long. It is a transcript of the gene RPL14, whose product is annotated as ribosomal protein L14. Gene Ontology annotation, molecular function: RNA binding; structural constituent of ribosome. Bases 98 to 610 code for a protein of 170 amino acids. The transcript is spliced from 6 exons. The record is from RefSeq and is a predicted model, not a curated record. Gene Ontology annotation, cellular component: cytosolic large ribosomal subunit; ribosome. Gene Ontology annotation, biological process: translation; ribosomal large subunit biogenesis. Lineage: Eukaryota; Metazoa; Chordata; Aves; Charadriiformes; Laridae.
CCGCGCAUGCGCAGUGACGGCGCGGGGCGGGGGGGGGGAAGCCGGUUUCCGGGCGCCGGCGGGGCCGCCCUUCCCUUUCUGCUCGCGGGCGGCCAUCAUGGUGUUCAAGCGCUUCGUCGAGAUUGGCAGAGUUGCCUUCAUUUCUUUCGGGCCGCAUGCUGGCAAGCUGGUGGCCAUCGUGGAUGUUAUCGACCAAAACAGGGCACUAGUUGAUGGCCCCUGCAGUGGUGUCAGAAGGCAGGCUAUGCCGUUCAAGUGCAUGCAGCUGACUGACUUUGUUCUCAAGUUCCCACACAGUGCUCGUCAGAAGUGUGUGCGACUUGCCUGGGAGAAGGAAAAUAUAAAUGAAAAAUGGGCAGCCACAAGAUGGGCAAAGAAGAUUGAAGCCCGAGAAAAGAAAGCCAAAAUGACUGACUUCGACCGCUACAAGGUUAUGAAAGCAAAGAAAAUGAGAAACAGGAUCAUCAAGCACGAAAUGAAGAAGCUCCAGAGGCUGGCUUCUAAAAAAGGCAAGAAGCCAGAGAAACCAGAGAAGUCAGAGAAAUCAGAGAAGCCAGAGAAGGCACAGAAGUCAGCGAAGGUGCAGAAGGCCCAGAAGGUGCAGAAAUAAAAUGAACUUCUAGUUAUGUAUGA